AUGGCGCGUCCCUGGUUCCUGCUUCUGUUCUGUGCGCGCGCCCCAUCUCGCCGCACUCAGCUUCAGCUCGCUCGGCCCCUUCCCCGCGCUCUCGCGCCCAGCCGAAGUUUCCUGCGCGUGCUAGUCGGCCGGAGCUCCUGGCUCGUAUCCUUCCAGCUCGCCCAUCUGCGCGCAGCCGUGUCUUCAAGCUCGGUGCUCCUCUCUGCUCGGCUCCGCCGCGUCGCGUUCCCCUUCCCAGCCAUGGUGGUCGAUCCCUGCUGCGCAGCUCCUUCGGCGCCCUCCCUGCCGCAGCACACGCCCGUCGUCCUGCCUGCUCGCCGCGCGCGCUACUCCCUGUGCUCGCCGGUUUUUACUCCGGCACGCUUCCAGCGCCGUGGUCUCGCCAAGAUCCCUGUCGAGCUCGUCCCUGCGCGCGCGUUUUCUGCGCGCAUCUUCCUCAAGUCGUCGUGUGCCCAGCUUGCCCCAACUCCCGUUCUGCCACACCCUAUCCGCGAGGCGAAGAGGGCGCGGGGAGGCGCGAAGUCCACCGCCGCAGGCAGCGACAAACCACCGCCAGCUACGAAGCCGGCUGUUCUCGGGCCCAGCAAGUCUUCGGCAGGUGCGAGGGCUGUUGCCUCCAACGCGGGCAAGCCGCCCUCGGCUGAGCCAACGAAGGAGCGAAGGCCGCCGUCAUCGGUGCGCACCGACGAAGCGGCGGCGGGUGGUGCCGACUUUGACACGGACAUCUGCGUGGAUGAUUACCUCGUUGGUGAGUUUUUUUGCAACGGCAAUGAUGGACAAGGUUAUGAUGCAGGGUCAGAUGUGGGGCAACUGGCUGUUGUCCCGGGUUCGGUGGCGGACACUUUGCCUAUGGCAGCGGUUGGAGCGAAGGGUACUUCGCAGGACCCAUGGUCCAAGGUCUGCGCCAGCGGUGAGAUUUCGUCGGCCACCGCCGCUAAAGACGUGGCGGGCUCUGUGUCCCAGCAACUGAGGCAUGCGUCCGAGCAGCUGAAGCAUGCGACUGCCUUCACCGACCAUGUUGCGUCGGGCGCCCUGACUUCGGAGUUCACUGCCGAGAGGCAACGACUCGAGGGCAGGAUCGAGCGCCUCCAAGCGCAGCAUGCGGAUGCUGCUCGAGACAAGUCAGCUGCGGAAAACAGGAGCCGCAGGCUGUCGGAGAGGUUGGUGGCUGCGGAGGCCGAGAAGGAGGAUCUCAUGCGCCAGUUGGCGGAGGAGAGGAGGGAUGCAAAUAGAGCCUGUGCUGAGGCGCAGGCUGCACAAGCCAAGGCCAAACUUGCGCGGGCAAAGGGCAGUCUCGCCCGCCAACGCGUCGAGGAGAUGGAGACGAGGCUCGGCGGCCUGCGUGACCGCUUAGACAAGAUGGAGGCCUCGACGCGCGUGGAGGUCGAGCGGACGCAUUCGCAGCUUGUGGACGCGUACUGGGAGCUGGGUGCACGGACCGCUCCCUUCGAAGCGCCUGGUCAAGAUGUGGGCCUCUGCUUCCUUGGGUGGCUACAGGAGGAGCUGGAGGUGCUCUCGACAAUUUUGACGGGCCUCAUGUCCUUCGCCUCCCUCGUCACCUGUGAGGGGGGCGUGAAUGCCUUGUCCCGGGAGGGAUGCGGGCACUUCGAGGUCUUCGACCAGUCGGACAAAGGCUUCGAGCGUGAAAUCUUCCAGGUCGAGGACCCGGAAUUGAAGCGGCUGGCUGGGGCGCUUUUUGACAUGAUGUGGGGCCCUUACGGCCGAGAGACUGUUCGGGAGAGGUCUGACCGGGCGCUGGAUCAGAUGGCGCAUGAUGAAGAGGUCGAGGACCUCGGUGAUCUGGUUCCAACGUUUGGGCCUGUGCAAGCAACCGCUGCUGGUAAUACUGAUUUUGUGGCGGCCGCAACCGUUGUGCCUGCCGAUAAUAAUUUAUUUGGCUCUGGAUCUGAGUGUUUUGAGUCUGAUGGUGAGUCUGGGAGUUCGUUUUCGUGGACGGAGGAGUCCUCGGAUGAAGGCUUGGAUUAUUUUGCUGCGUUAGAUGUGGCCGUAGCGGAGUCUUCACCACGUGCGAAGGUUGGCGAGGCUGCUGAUCCUCCUGGCGCGAGUGCUGAGCACAGGCGGCGAAGGGUGGUGUCAAAGCAUAGUGUGGGUGAGUUUUAG
This is a messenger RNA of Zea mays, 2121 nucleotides long. RefSeq lists its product as uncharacterized. Lineage: Eukaryota; Viridiplantae; Streptophyta; Magnoliopsida; Poales; Poaceae. The coding region runs from base 1 to 2121 and encodes 706 amino acids. The record is from RefSeq and is a predicted model, not a curated record. The transcript has 5 exons.